Eruca vesicaria subsp. sativa (arugula) is the source of this 1216-nucleotide messenger RNA. The record is from the annotation of a GenBank genome assembly. NCBI's taxonomy places the organism in Eukaryota, Viridiplantae, Streptophyta, Magnoliopsida, Brassicales, Brassicaceae.
AACAAAACAUCCAAAAUGGGAACAACCGUGAAGUCUUCUUCUAAAGUUCCAGUUCUUGAUCUCACGAGCCGACAGGACUUGAAACCAAACACGUCCACGUGGCGUUCCAUUUCCAGAGAAGCCUGUGAAGCCCUGGAGGAAUACGGGUGUUUUGUGGCUUUGUACGACGGAGUAACGCAGCAGCUAGACGAUUCCGUCUUCGCCGAGGCUGAGGAACUGUUUGAUCUCCCGACGGAGACAAAGAGGAAGAACGUGAACGAGAAGCCGUACCAUGGCUACGUUGGUCAAAUGCCUGUGAUCCCUCUUCAUGAAGGUCUUGGAAUUGACUAUGUUACAAACAAAGAAGAGGCUCAAAGAUUCACUCAUCUCAUGUGGCCUCAAGGAAACCACCAGUUUUGCGAAACAGCGCACGGUUUCUCAAACGCGGUUGCGGAAUUGGACAGGCUAGUGGUGAUGAUGAUAUUUGAGAACUACGGUGUUGAGAAACACUAUGAUUUACAUGUAGGAUCAAAGACUUACCUACUCAAGUUUCUCAAGUACUUGGCCCCACCAGAGUCUAUCUCAAUGCCAGCUUUUCCUCAGCACACAGACAAGACCUUCUUAUCAAUACUUCACCAAAAUGGUGUGAAUGGUUUAGAGGUGAAAUCAAAAGACGGUGAAUGGAUUUCUCUUCAACUCCCACCCAAGUCUUACGUUGUCAUGGCUGGUGACAUCUCUAUGGGUUGGAGCAAUGACAGGAUACGUUCUUGUGAGCAUAGAGUAACAAUGGAAGGAGACAAGACAAGGUACACUUUAGGUCUUUUCUCUUUUCUAAAGGGAAUGGUUUCGGUCCCUGAGGAGCUUGUGGACGACGAACAUCCGCUCAUGUACAAGCCGUUUGAUAACAUCGCUCUCAUAAACUUCUAUGCAACCAAAGAAGGCCGUGAAGCGAAGUCAACUCUCAAAGCUUAUUGCGGUAUCGAAUAGUCAGACGAUUGAUCAAGAUGACAAUGUCUUUAAAAUCUAAAUGUUAUAAUAGGUUCAAACAUCCAUAUUGUUCUAGUGCAUUUUGAUUAUUUUGCAUGUUGAUUUUCAGUUUUUUUUGUGCCAGUGUUCGAAUUUUCUCUUGAAAAGUAUAAGAUCUUAUGUGUAUAUAAGAUGAAAAUAGGUUUUGUAUGUUUACUUUAAAACAAUGUUUCAAAGGCAUCUUGGAUCAAUGAUCCGUUUAGAGUGUGAC